This is a messenger RNA of Rotaria sp. Silwood2, 834 nucleotides long. The record is from the annotation of a GenBank genome assembly. NCBI's taxonomy places the organism in Eukaryota, Metazoa, Rotifera, Eurotatoria, Philodinida, Philodinidae.
AUGCGAGCCUUAGGCCUUGAUGUAUGCAUGCCCGACUUUUUAAAUGGUCGGCGUCGUUUUGACGCACUAGAAGCAAAUCGAUCACGUUUCAUAAGUAAGAUUCGAUGGGUAGUUGAAUCUGCAAAUGGUAGAAUAAAACACUUCAAAUGGUUAAACCAGACUAUUCAGGAUUCAACAAUUCCUCAAGUGCGUGAUUAUUUACGAACUAGCUGCGAGCUUGUUAAUGCACAUCGGUCACCAGCUAUUUCUUCAUUUAUGAACGAUGAUAUGAUUGUUACUAAAAUCUUAGAAAAUCUUCACGCACCGAAUUUACCCCGUGUACGUAUUAAUGAUGAAAUUCUUCGUUGGGUAAAUUGUGAUGCUUCGCAACUUGCUAAUUUUCCAGUACUAAGUAUAGAUCAAAUUCGAACAAUAACUGUUGGAGUUUUUCAAUUAAAACAAGCUCGCAGUUACUGUGAGGAACAGUGUUCAACAAUUCAUUUGGAUAAUCCUGCUGAUUUUCCUUUACAAAUACGUGUUAAUGAUCCUCAACUUAUUCGGAUAAGUUUCAAAUCUCGUCAUAGCAACACAAAAACCUAUUAUACUUACAUUUCAUUUUCUACACAAGAUAUUCUAAAUAGUUGCUGCGACUGUCCAGAUGGCGAUAGAAAAGUUGGAGUUUGCUCACACCGAGCAGCUGCUAUCGGGUUUCUGUCAUACCAACGAUAUAACAAUGGUCCUACAAUCAAUCAACCAUCUGGCUCUUAUUUAAACUUACUUGAUGAUAGUGAUCGGAUUGAUGAUUUUGUUGAAUCAACCGAUGAAGAUGAAGACUAUCGAUACUCUCUUCUUUAA